UUUCCAUUCCAGCUGCCAGCUGCUGACAGGCGUGCUUCGACGCUGUACAGGAUCAAAACCAAAAUCUAACCUACACGUUUGCUAUACUUUCUGUCUACUUACUGGACCUAAAAGCUGCACUUAACUGUUAAGUCGAAGAGAGGAAGUGUCAGCUGGAAGCGACCUGGUUGGAUGUAGCGCAGCUUGUUUUACGCACAGCUCCGUCUUAUCACAAAUGCGACACCUUUCGUGUUACCUGUCGUUCCAGGUGUGAUCAUGGCUUCCAAAGUGGACUUGAAAGAGGCGGAAAAGCUUGCGCAGUCUCUGAGUGAAGCCCUGAGCAGCGGGGAUCGCAAGGAGGCAGUUGAACUGUGUGAAAGGCUGACUGACCUCUGUGUUCCGGUAUCUGUCAGCAUCAGCGCUCAGGUCUACUCUCAGGACUCCAUAAGGUUAAGAGUUGGAGUGGAGGAUGCUCAGUCUGAUGCUUACAUCCCAGUGACUGUGGCGGUUUCUGCUGGCAUGACAAUUGCGGAACUUAAAGACAAGAUCAGCCAUGACUUUGGCUUCCACCCGCUGCUGCAGCGCUGGGUGAUCGGGAAGCGGCUGGCUCAGGACCCGGAAACGUUAUACAGCCACGGUAUCCGUGAUGACGGAGACCAGGCUUUCCUCUUCAUCCUCUCCGCACAAGCUGCUCAUCUCACACGGCAUCAACACAAUCUGGACCAGGAGCAACAGCGUAUAGAUGGUAUCAUGGAGUCCAUGCAGUCGAUGCAGCUUUUUCCCAGAGGGGUGGGUGGAGGUGAGAAGACAGCUCCUCCUCCAGAGAUUGAACAGAUCCCUCCUCCUGUUCCCCCGAAAGCCCCGAUUGUUACGAAACCCACCGUGCCUCCUAAACCUCAGUUCGGUUGGUCCUGUUCGAUGUGUACGUACGUGAACAAGCCAACACGUCCUGGCUGUGAGAUGUGUGGAGGGGAACGGCCAGAGGACUACAAGAUACCCGAAAUCUACCAGCCAGACCAGGAGGAGGCUCAACGAAUGCACCAGGAACAACUGGCCACGUUGCAGUAUGAACAGGCUCAGCUGGAGGAACGAGAGAGGAACUACAUGUACUUGUUGGCAACAGAUGAACAAAACCUUAUCCCCAACACCACAGAGACGGAUUGUCCCAUUUGCUUCUCUCCCCUGCAGCCAGGAGAGGGCAUCGUGCUUAGGGAGUGUCUGCACACCUUCUGCAGAGAGUGUCUAAAAGGGACAAUCGUAAACAGUCAAGAUGCUGAAGUGGCCUGUCCUGACGAAUGUGACAGCAAACUGUUGGACCGAGAGAUCAAAGAGCUCCUCACAGAAGAGGAGCACCAGCGCUUUCUGGAGUUGCGUCUCAGCAUUGCAGAAAGCCGCUCAGAGCACAGCUUCCACUGUCAGACUCCCAACUGUCGAGGGUGGUGCAUCUACGAGGAUGAAGUCAACGAGUUCCACUGUGAACUCUGUGAUGAAACCAACUGCAUCCUCUGCAGGGCCAUCCAUAAAAAUAUGAAUUGUAAGGAUUACCAGGAUGACCUGCGCAUCCGGGCACAGAACGACGAAGCGGCUCAGAAAACAAAGCAGAUGUUAGAGAGCCUGCUGCAGAAUGGAGAAGCUAUGAAGUGCCCACGGUGUGACAUCAUUGUCCAGAAAAAGGAUGGCUGUGAUUGGAUCUGCUGUUUGAUGUGCAAGACAGAAAUCUGUUGGGUCACCAAACAAGCUCGAUGGGGACCAAAUGGCAAUGGUGACAUAUCUGGUGGCUGUAGAUGUCGAGUCAAUAAUCAGCCUUGUCAUCCUAACUGCCAAAAUUGCCACUGAGAGAAGCACACUAAUGAACACAUGCUGCUGAAAACACAUGCACUGUCUGGAGAAAUUCAGACCUCUUCUGAUGCUUACCUCUCUGGCUUAAUACUGGCUACAUUAAUGUGUUAUGUUGAUUUAUUUCAGCCUUGAUUUCAGUGGUACACUGACAAUACUCAGUUGUCCUGCUGCUGAAGUACAUCUUUCUUUAGUAACCACAGAUAAACAUGUAAUAGAUAAGCAAUGCAGACUGCCAGCUAUCUCCUCUACAUAUGUCUCCAGCUGAGGAUACCAACUGUCAUUGUGGAGAAAAAAAAGCAUUACUGGUUUCUUCUGCCAUAACUAUACUUUUUUGUGAUGAGUUAAUGCCAUAAUAAUAACAUUCUGACCACUGGCUGUUGAGAUUGACUUUAAGUCAGAACUGGUGCUUUGAUCAGAAUGAGCAAACUCCAAACCUUUUCCUGAAAAAGUACAACUACAACUAACUACAACAAUUAACUGCAUCAAUUAAUAAGUUAUUUUACAACUCAUCACGUUGUCUGUGAAACAGCAGAACUAAAGACAAAGGAGUGCCUACAAUUACAGAUGCCUUCCAAGCCAAACUGAUCAUGAAGAUUUUCUGUUGUUUUUUUUAAGUUGUAACCUGUAAACUUUGAGUUUUAUGCUUAGUAAUUGACUAAAAUUAUUGAUUGGUUCCAGGAUUUGUGAGCAGGGAAUUUUCUUUUCACUUGACCAAUCAGGCAGUGGUGAAGGAUGUUUUAUAUUUAAGGUGUUUUCACUGAAUAAAUGUGUUCAUGAUGCAAACCAGGCUGCUCGGACACCCAGUUGACUUAAGUAUUUGGUAUAAACAUGGCAGGGUGAACAAAUAAUGAUGCUGUAUUUUAUUAAGAAUUAAAUAAAAUUUAAUCUGUAGUU
Messenger RNA from Stegastes partitus (bicolor damselfish), 2712 nucleotides. It is a transcript of the gene rbck1, whose product is annotated as RanBP-type and C3HC4-type zinc finger containing 1. The record is from RefSeq and is a predicted model, not a curated record. Gene Ontology annotation, biological process: protein linear polyubiquitination; positive regulation of canonical NF-kappaB signal transduction; proteasome-mediated ubiquitin-dependent protein catabolic process. The transcript has 12 exons. Gene Ontology annotation, molecular function: ubiquitin binding; ubiquitin-protein transferase activity. Lineage: Eukaryota; Metazoa; Chordata; Actinopteri; Pomacentridae. Bases 256 to 1815 code for a protein of 519 amino acids. Gene Ontology annotation, cellular component: LUBAC complex.